Messenger RNA from Hirundo rustica (Barn swallow), 3220 nucleotides. It is a transcript of the gene REEP5, whose product is annotated as receptor accessory protein 5. Bases 82 to 729 code for a protein of 215 amino acids. NCBI's taxonomy places the organism in Eukaryota, Metazoa, Chordata, Aves, Passeriformes, Hirundinidae. The record is from RefSeq and is a predicted model, not a curated record. The transcript has 5 exons.
GGCGGGCUCGAACCGGACCUGCAGCCGCCGGAAUAUGGUUCCCAGCCGCUCGCCACUGCCCCCGGGCGCGGUGUCACGGGGAUGAGGCCGGGGCGGCGCCUGCGCUCGAUUGGGGGAGCGCGGGCUGUGGAGCGGAGCGGAGCGGGCGGCAACAGCGCCAUGACUGCGGCGAUGCGGGAGCGGUUCGACCGCUUCCUACACGAGAAGAACUGCAUGAGCGCCGUGCUUGAGCGGAUCGAGACCAAGACCGGCGUCCCCCGCACCUGUAUCGCCACCGGCAUCCUGGGGGUCGUCGCCGUGUACCUGGUGGUGGGAUACGGCGCAUCCCUGCUCUGCAACAUCAUCGGCUUUGCCUACCCCGCCUACGUCUCAAUCAAGGCCAUUGAAAGUCCCAGCAAAGAUGAUGACACGCAGUGGCUGACUUACUGGGUUGUGUAUGGCAUUUUCAGCAUAGCUGAAUUCUUCUCUGACAUCUUUCUGUCCUGGUUCCCUUUCUACUACAUGCUAAAGUGUGGCUUCCUGCUGUGGUGUAUGGCUCCAAGCCCUUCCAACGGGGCAGAGUUUCUCUACCACCGGAUUAUCCGUCCUUUCUUCCUGAAGCACGAGGCCCAGUUGGACAGUGUUGUACAGGACCUGAAAGACAAGGCUACAGAAACUGCAGACACCAUCACUAAAGAGGCCAAGAAAGCAACAGUGAACUUGCUGGGUGAAGAAAAGAAGAGCACUUAAACUGGAUAAGUCUCCCUGCUGCCUCCUUUGUGCAGCUUGAUGUUACUAGGGACCGUGGUAUACGUUCAAUAAUAUUGCCUUGGAAACAUUUUAAUAUAUUAAAGGAAUGUGCUGUAAGUUUACUUAAUACUUUGCUGUGUCUGAUAGAUAGUAUGCAUUUUUAUUUAAAAGCAAUGCAGGGGGCAGCAUCUGAAGCUUAACGAAAAUAUUUUAGUAAUCUUCAUGCAGGAGAAGUCUUUCAGUAAUCUCUUUCUGCAGUAACAUAAAUAAAAAUUAUAUAUCCUGCAGGCUCUGCACUUUAGUUGUCUCUUUGUCUAUGAAAUUACUCUUAACACUUUGAUUGUGGUGCAUCUGGAAGCACAAAGCUAUUUCUUAGGAAAAAUUCUGAAUGGAUCUUCUUGAAUAUACAGGGAAUUACUGAGAGAUGGCAUAAUGGAUGUAUUCCCCGCCACUAAAGCUGUAAAUUGUGAAAUUACUUGUUCUAGACAUCUGAUUAUAGAGAUUAUUCUCUGUUGCAUGUUUUGUUGUAACACAGUAUUUGGUAAAGUGUGUAUAUUCUUAAAUGGAUAGAUACUAUCUAUAGGAAACAAUAAUUUCCUUGGAGUGAUCAAGCUUAUAUUAGCCUGAAGUGAUUUGCUAGAAAUGGAUGCAUUAAAUCAUACAAGAUUAACACAAAGUGACUGACAUACAACUACUUCUCUGUUCUUGCUAAGACAAGUUGCUAUCCAAAAUUGUUAAUAGAGUGCUUUUUAAGAUCACAGUCAAAAGCACAAGCCACCUUUAGCUAAGGAGUGCUACCAUUACAAACACUUUUUCCUGAAUUUCUUUUAAAAUAUCAACUGCCUUGGAUGUCAGUCCCCAGAACUUCAUUGUUAAGAGGACAGACUACAACUCCCAUGAGCUUUUUCUGUUCAUAAAGAUCUACAGUCUAUUCUGACUAUACUAAGAAGAACUUUGUAUGAGCACUUGAACUUCCUGAGUGGAGAUGCUCUCGUUAUUUAAUAUAUUCCUGACCAAUCAGUAAGAGUGCAACCAAGGUGACUGAGAGAAUAAAGGGAUUUUUUACUAUUGAUGUAAAAAAAAAUUUUUUUCCCUUGGAUCUGCAUCUGUUUUCUUUCACACUGCAGUAUUUUCUACAAAAAGCAAUUACAUUAAUUAAUUAGGCAUGAAUUGCUGAAAUGUCCCUGUUUUCAUCUUUGUGCUGACAUUUCUAUUAUGGCAGUUCUGAGCUCAGAGAACAUGCAGAAAAGAAGCUUAAGCUUUUGAUAGGAUAAAAAAUUAUUUCCAGUCCACACUCUUGAAUUCCAAAAUCUUAAUCUUAAAGUUUUGAAGACUUCUGGCUUUCUGACACAAUUUGUUGUAUAAACAUUCACUGUAAGUUUUCAGAUGCAAGAACUACAAAAGAAUGAAGCGUACAGUGCAACUCAGCAGGUCAGUUUUAACUUGGAGAGCUAUAUUUUAUAAUAGGGGAUGUAAAAAUGUCGUAAGAGAAAGCAUUUUAAGCUUUGAGCUGGAAAACAUAGCACUUGGGGACUGGCAGCUGGGAUAGGGGAACACGAGACCUGUACCUCAUGUUCUGUAGGACAGCAUGCAUUUUGUUAUUUGAAGAAAAAUGUAAAAAGCUAAUCAUUCCUUGACAACUUUUUGUUAGGAGGGGAUAUGCUGAAGAGGAUAAAGUUUACAGCAAAGUUCUAGGUUUUAAGCAAGUAAAAAGUUUGAAGUGUGUCACCAUUUAACUGGUUUAAUUUCUUGUCUUAACUUCUUGUCGUAAGCCCACUGAACUUUCUUGUAAGCCUUACUGAACCUUAGUCCUAUGUUUUAAACUCUUGUCAGCUGUACGUAAAGGACUCAUGUGGCUACUGUAAUUUAGUUUCACUUCUUGAGAUUAGAAGUAACUAUAUAAAAAUAAAUGAGGAUUCUUAAUAGACUGGUUUCAGUGUGAAGCACUGCAUAACUUACUUAUCUAAAAGCUUACAGUAAAUUUUAGACUUUACAAGCCUAAUGAUGUCUGUAGUAGACACAGGACUUAUUUUUCAUUUCUUAGACUACUCAGCAGUUCUUCCACUGUUAUUAAUGGGGAUAAAACAUUCUAGGUAGAUGUUAGGUAAGUGUUAAAACAGUCCCUUGCUUCUCUCUCAGAAUUUGAAAGGCUUUAAAUCACCUUCUUGUCUUUACCAGCUCGAUAUUACCAGCACAUACAAUCAGUACCCUUUUGUCAGAUUUCUACUUGAAUUACAACUACAGUCUGUUCUUUAAAAGAAGUUGCCCUUGGAUUUUUGCCUUGAUGCAGAUUGAAAUCCCUGAAUUUCUGCAGCAAGUUAUCCUUUCCUGCAAGUAAUUCCUCUGGGCUGGCCCCUCAGAUCAGUGCUUUUUUUGUGUGUCUUCGUCACAUUUAUGUGCAAAUCUUGAUACACACAUGUGCUCCAUGGCUUUGCUGAAGUUGUAAUGUGUAAAAAUGGACAGAAAUAAAGAUAUUCUUAUGGGACUGGUA